GUUGGCACUGAAAAUAAGAAAAUUGGAGUGUCAUCAACACCUGAAUUAAUCACCGUGAUUAUGGACUGAUCUAAUAACCUCAUGAAACGGUUAUAAAAACUAACAAAUCGUUUAUGAAAGUUAUUUUUAGUAUUGAUACUUAAUAAACAAAGGAUUUCUUACGGACAAUAAUUUCGUAAAAUGUCGUUUUCCGAUUACGAGCAGACAUGUCACGAUCAUGGAACCCUGUUGGUCCUUUUGCGCCCGAUUGGCACUCAAAUAAAACAAAACCUUGUGACAAAAUUGUGCGAGCGUAUAAUGAAAAGUGGUAGUUGUUUGACGGUGAUAGAUUCAAGUGGAUCGACUCGCGAAAUUUUCACCCGUUUUGUCAAAGAUUAUCCUGUUGAGAACAGUGAUUGGGGUGAUUUUCAAACGCAUCGCAGAUUACUGGGUCUUAUUACUUUUGGUAAAUACAAUGAUCAAACAGAGUUAAAUGAGCUCUGUCGUAUACAUGAGACUCUAAAAGUCAGGUAUUCUUCGACACUUUAUGAUUCGCGUACAGUUCUCUUUGGGCCUGUAAAAUCUAACAGUCUAAAGGAACCUCCCCUAGGGUUCACAACUCCAUCAAAUUUUAAGACAAGCGGUAUCUUCUUUCUGGAUGAAUCUUGUCCUGAAUUAGAAACUGAGAUCAUGGAAUGUUUAAACCUGCUCUUCUGGAUACUGGAAUCUAAGAGACUAGAAAGGUCAAGAGAAAAAAGUGAACGAGUAUCUUUAAUUGUGGCACCUUUUGAGAAGAAGGAUUUUAUUGGGCUUGAUAUGGAGUCAAGAAACAACAGGAAGAGAUGUAUUGGACGUAUGACCAAACAUCUUGGGGAUUUGUGUCUUCAAGCUAGCUUACAUUCAGACGCACUAAGUCACUAUAAUUCAGCUGCAACUAUUCUUCAAGGAGUCAACGAUUGGUUAUGGCUAGGAGCUGCAUUGGAGGGCCUCUGUGCAGCAUCUGUCAUUGUUCUUUAUCCCAAUAUGCGUAGGAACUUACCACUGCAAAGAAAUUCAUCAUUGCAGGAGGGCAGUCCGGGUAAACAAAGAUUCAGCUUCCAACCUCCAAUGCCUUUACGCGUGUCGCUAGCAAGUGAAGAGAUCAAGGCUGAAAUGCCAAAUAUAUUACCACCCGAAGAUAUACCCAAAAAGUACCGUGAAGCGAUAGUACACUACAGCAAAUACCAAAAUGCAGGAAUCAUCGAAACGGAAGCUAGUUUCAAAGCUACCAGAAUCUCAAUUGAACAAAACUGCACUCUUCAAGCUGCGUCUUUUCUCAACAAUGUUGUAUUAAUCAAUUUAACGAUGAAUGAUCAAGAGAAGAUUGAUCGAUUUACAAUGUUAUCUGAGCUGUAUUCAUCAUUUGGAUUCUUGAGGAAAGCUUCAUUCUGCUUGCGUUUAGCAGCGACAAGGCAUGUCUCCAAAAAUAACCCGGAACCUGAUUGGAGGCAAUGUUACAAUCUAAUGUUGCAAGCUACACCUGGAUUCAGAUUGUCUAUGGAUCCAACAGAAAUGUCACAAGAUUAUCGAAGGGGCUGGCCAGCUAUUCAGAUUCAAGUUAUAAACGAGCUUAUAGCCGCUGCCAAUAGAAUGGGGAAUCCUGCUCUUGCAACUAGACACAUGACAUUUUUACUUCAAAUAAUGUACAAUUACCUGAGCCCUACAGAACGUAAGGAUAUCGCUUUACAACUUCAGAGUGCUUCACAACAAUGCGAAGGCGCUCCAAUACCACUUGUUCUAGACUCAGGAAUUGUCGUACCACCCGCUAAUUUGAUAAAUAUACCAACAACAAAGUCUUUCGUUUUGAAAAAUCUUCAGCCCCAUUUGCAGCCGCAAAAAAUUGAACGCGUCAAAGAAGAUCACGGGCCAUUUCUCUUUACCCCAAUAAACUUCGGAUCAUUGGAGAGAAAAAAUACUUCAAAGAGUAAAGUCGAUUACUUAUGGGUGGAAGGUGAUAUUUGUGAAGUUUCGAUCCAACUGAUAAAUCCUCUACCCUUCGAACUCAACGUCUCUAAUAUGCGGUUACUGACGAACGGUAUUGUUUUCGAAUCUCUUCCCGAGAGUAUUACUCUCCCUGCCGAAUCAAGACCGAUUGUUGUUACUUUGGCUGGUACGCCGAAAGAGGUCGGAGAUCUUGAGAUUUUGGGUUUCAGCACUCAUACACUGGGAGUCAAGUCGAAUUGUCGAUUGAAAUAUAUAAAAGCUACACCAUAUCCACAUUAUAUGGUCGAAAUAAUUCCAGCGUUGCCGAAAAUUGAAAUCGUUACGAGCCUGCCGCAAACUGCUAGCUUCAGCUCGGGUGAAAAUAUUGUUACCAGCGCAAGUGUAUCCCUUUAUGGGGGAGAAAGCUCUGAAUGCACAAUUACACUGACGAAUACUGGGUUGGUAUCUAUCGAAAUAAUCGAACUUUCCAUGCAAUCAACUUUGGAUGCAAUAACAGAGGAAAAGAUAUUUAAAUGGAGUGAAGAAAACUUGAAAAUGCAGCUACCUCUUCAGCCUGGUGCAAGUGCAAGUAUAACUCUGUACUUGUAUGCCGCAACAGAUUUUAUAGCUCCAACGGCACACAAUCAAAUGUCUAAUAGUGCGUACUUGAGUCAAAUGUGUGGUUCGAUGUGGCAUUCGGGGCACAGUUCUCUGCCAUCUCGUCUGAAUUCGCCCUCGGAACAUAUUAAAAGGCAAUCCGAGCUCACAUCAUCACUCCGAUCGGGCCUUGGCCCGAACCUUCUAAGUAGUAAGAUGUCGGCGAAUACGACUUUAUCAACGCUAGCGGCACCAAUACCUGCUUCAAACCUAACCGAGGGUGAAUUGAGAAUAAAAUACUCUGGUGGUGCUGGACUCGCUGCUGGUUAUUGUCGAAUUUCGUCAGUUUUUGUGACGAUUGAAAUAUUACCGAGUGUUCAAAUCACCAGUUGGGAUGUUCUUCCUGCAGAAACACCAGCUAAAUUUUAUCUAGUAUUGGACGUCAUUAACUUGACGAAUCACGAGAUGGAGCUGCACUAUACUCAAAACAAGUGUAUAUAUAUGGAAGGAAGAGAACCAUGUCGUAUACCAGUGCCAGUUAAUCGAUACCCCUUGAACAAACUAUCCAUGCUCAAUGAAGCCGGCGAUGAAGUGGAACUAAAAAAGCUGUGUGCUGAGCAUAUUGCUUCUUUGGUUGAUCUGCGAUGGCAAUUAUUUGGCACUGAACUCACGGGAAAAGCAACCCUUUCGGGUAUAACUUUAACUCAAGACAUGCUGGAUCUCGUGCGAAUGAGCCCGUUGCAAUGGGAAAUCAUCAUAGACGAAGCUGUGGUGAGAGCCCAGGACGAGAUAACAUGUACGCUGGGCGAUUAUAUGACUAUCGGUGUUGGAAUCUGCAAUGCCUUAAAACACCCUCUUCACAACCUCACUCUGAUUAUAAGCUUCUAUCAAGAUCAUCAAAAUGGUGUCAAUAACUAUAGGUUGGAUACACGGUUAUCAAUAGCGGGUGCAAACAAAGUCGUUCUUCCAGCGUUGCAGGAAUACGGUCGAGCAUAUCACGAGUGUCGAGUAGUAUUCUUCACAGCAGGACAAUACAAAAUUGAUAUCCAAUGUGGCAGCUCUAAGUCUGAUCCAAGCCCGGUGACAAUUUGUACAGAACUCGUGAAUGCAGGUCACACAUGGCGCUUUAUACCACCCAUCGAAAUUUCUGUUAGCGAUCGUAAAAUUUUUAAAGAACGGUAUUAAAUCUUUUCACGUACAGCCUGCGAUGAGAUGACAUCAUGGGUAUCGGGCAUUUUACAUUGGAAAUCAUAUUUGGACCUUUUAUCUCUUAUUUCAACUUAAAUAUGUAUGUACUUUACUUAUCCAUUAAAGAAACUUCUCAAUUUCUUUCAAUUCUUGCGUCAAUUUAGCCGUUUUGGCAUAGUGUUCCAUGUUUAUAUAUAUUGUAAAGAAGCAACACUGAUGCCAUCUAGCUGAAAAAUAAAGAAAUUAUUAUAAUCAUGA
Messenger RNA from Venturia canescens, 3984 nucleotides. RefSeq names its product trafficking protein particle complex subunit brun (gene brun). The coding region runs from base 181 to 3723 and encodes 1180 amino acids. Gene Ontology annotation, cellular component: trans-Golgi network. The record is from RefSeq and is a predicted model, not a curated record. The transcript is spliced from 12 exons. NCBI's taxonomy places the organism in Eukaryota, Metazoa, Arthropoda, Insecta, Hymenoptera, Ichneumonidae.